GAUCUUUUUUCAUUAAAGUUGGGACGUGCUAAUCCCCUUUAUAGUUAGUUAUUUAUUGCUUUCCCUUGUUGAGAGUUAGUUGAACUUUUAAAAACAGGGAAACAAACAAACAUGGCGGACCAAGGCGACGACGGCAAGGGCAUCGUCUUGGAAUGCAACGAGGGCCCAGCUUGGUGGUUUCACACAAUCGCAUCAAAAAAUGACGACAUCAUCAAGACGGAGGAUCCGAAACGCCUGGCAGAGUUGCUGGGGGUGGCCCUGACCACAGAAGAAGAAACAUCGCUCGAUGCCAUGAUGAUCCAGGCACUCAACAAGGUGGUGGAAACCAAAAAAGACAACUGGUGUAAGGUUUUGUGGGACUGCGAAAAAGGUGAUGAACGACUCACAGCAGCCGCAAUGGAGGCCACGGCGCUAUACUAUGUUGUCGACUGGCUCAAGCGUAACGAAUCCUUGAAGAACCUUGAUGAGAAAGCUACGUGUCUACAGCAAAUCUUGGACUCUUUGGUGCCUAGUGUGCUGCAUGGUAUUCUAGACCCGGAUGCAGCCACAAGAGCUACCUAUUCAGGCGCAAGUUUGUUGGAAGUGAACAUUGGUAAAAUGGAAGAAAGCAGCUUCCCUGCAGCCAUCAUUCUCACGGGAAUAAGAAAGAGUGCCACAUCGGAUGAUAUCAUUAACGCGCUCGAGGAAUUCGGAGUGAUAAACGAGGUUGGUGUCGCCCUGAAAGGAUAUGGAUUCGGAAUGGUGCGAUUCACGACCAAGGACGGUGUAAAUAAGGUGUGGGAAGAGUAUGUUUGCAGCGAAGUCGUGGUGCAGGACGUCGCUGCCAAUGUGAGAAAGGUGUCUCUUCCAGCGUGGCAGGAGCCUCUUUGGUACAGUUGAGUUGCCCUUGAGUGCUCUGCCUGCUUGGCAGCCUUCGUCGUUGCAGUGUCAACCUCAAUGGAGCAACGGGUAUGAUUAUUAUCAUUGC
Seminavis robusta is the source of this 967-nucleotide messenger RNA. NCBI's taxonomy places the organism in Eukaryota, Bacillariophyta, Bacillariophyceae, Naviculales, Naviculaceae. The record is from the annotation of a GenBank genome assembly.